CUUGAAGUGGUGUUGCCUAGUGUACAAGAAGCAACGCCGGUUCCGGCGGCAGCAACGCCAGUUCCGGGGGUAAAUCGUUCAACUUCGGGUACAACUAUGUUGUUACAAUCCGAUGGUGAUGGUGGGCUACCAGCUAGACAAUUCGUGGAAGCAGAGAAAUUGAUUGUUUUGGCAGGAGAGGUGGGCUUGAAAUUUCAUGGAUGUGAAGGGGAKGAUGUGGCUCGUUUGUUGGCUAUGGAKGAGCGGGAUUGCGAAGAGAAGGAGGGGGUGAAGAGGAGGAAAGUUAAGGAGGUGAUUGGUGUGGAAAGCAAUGACUGUGAUUGGGCUUUUCUCCCGGCGGUGGGUAAUAGUGGUGGAAUCCUCUCAAUUUGGAGGAAAUCACUAGGAUCACUUGUCUUCUCCUUUACGGGGGAUGGUUUUGUUGGUGUGUGCUUGGAUUUGGUUGACAAACAAGUCCGAGUUUGUGUGAUCAAUGUCUAUGCUAAGU
Trifolium medium is the source of this 487-nucleotide messenger RNA. The record is from the annotation of a GenBank genome assembly. Lineage: Eukaryota; Viridiplantae; Streptophyta; Magnoliopsida; Fabales; Fabaceae.